AUGGUUGUCGACAUUUCCCAGAUGGAGAGAUACGAAGGUCCAGUAAGUUAUUUGGUGUUGGUUUGGUUAUUACGUUUAGGUGAGCCAAUCCCUGUUCCCUCAAUUCUCGAUUGUUCUUCUUGGGAUUGGACUUGUCCUGACCUCCUUUUCUAUCAUCGGAGCCUUCACUUCCAGCAAGAAUCGAAGUUUUUUCAAGGAGAUUUUUAACGCCUUGGCCGCUGCUACCUUCCUUGGCUUCGGCUCCGUAUUCCUUCUUCUCUGGGUGGGAAUCUACAUCUAG
Molecule: messenger RNA, 280 nt
Organism: Bursaphelenchus xylophilus (pine wood nematode)
Lineage: Eukaryota; Metazoa; Nematoda; Chromadorea; Rhabditida; Aphelenchoididae
Source: the annotation of a GenBank genome assembly